Molecule: messenger RNA, 1025 nt
Organism: Paraglomus brasilianum
Lineage: Eukaryota; Fungi; Glomeromycota; Glomeromycetes; Paraglomerales; Paraglomeraceae
Source: the annotation of a GenBank genome assembly
AUGGAGAUUGACUCUCUCUGCUUCCCCAAUGAAAAUGAUGCAUAUGAUCUUGUUGCUGUGAUUGGUACACCACUUGUGCUAUCUGCAGACAAUGGUUAUGGGGAGAAUAUGCUUCAUUAUCCAAUUGAUCAGCUUAUUCGUUCACCAAUGAUAUUUUUUAGAGAACAGCUAGGAAGUUCAGUCCUUCCAGUUACUAUAGACCGUGAUGUGAUAGGCAGGACCACCACAACAAAAGCAAAACUUCGUCCUGAUUUCCUCUGUUGGGUUGGCGAUGUGGUAUUAUUAAAAGGCGAGGAGAAGUCAUUGGAGAGUGAGUUCAAUAAUGCUUGUGAGGAGCUGUGUGUCAGGAUGAGCACACUUGAUCCGAUAUACUUUGGUGAUAUGAGUUAUAUAUUGUGCUAUUCCGCAGGUGGGAAGUGGAUUCAAUUUUUCGCCCUUGAUAAGUUGAAAAUGUUAUAUCCGCUUACAGCCAAGUUCGAUCGAACCAACGUGUGUGACAAGAUAUCCGUGAUUAACACCAUCAUCAAUAUCAUGCGACUCAUUGUCACAGUCAAAAACAUUCUUCCAAAAGAUAUUCUUCCUCUUGGCCGCAUAUUUUGCAAAGGUUGUACCAGCAUCACCUUUUUGGAGAGUAGUGUUAAGAAUUCAAUCCGCGAGUUUAAGAAUCACUACCCCUUUGCAAAUAUGGAAACCCUUAGAAAUAUGUACCAGGUCGCAAUUGGCAAGCAAGGACUUGUCCAAGCUCUGGAUCAGCCAAAACUCAAGCGGGACGGUUCCUACGAAGUUAUGCUUGCAACACGUGGAUUUUACAUAAUACCAAAGACAGAACAGGAACUUCAGCAUGCGAUUCGCGACAUUCUGUAUGGGCUGCAUGCUCUCCAUAAGCAGCCAGGAGGCUAUGUCCUGAUUGAUUUCGAACACGGAGGAUUAGCCUGCGAAAAGCCGCCAUUUUUGCAGCUGACGGAUGGGAUGAUGAGACACUGGAGUCAGGAGGCAUUUACAGUGAAAUAUCAGACAUUUAUCAG